AUGUGUGUCCUUGGUUUCCAGCGCUUGCGCAUCAGCCGCGUGCGUGCCUCUGGCGCUCAAUCUCCGAGAUCCUCAGAGCGGGUGGCGGUGACGGGCUUCUUUGGAGGCGGUAUCUUGCUCGUGAACAUCUCGCUAGGCAGCGACGCGAGAGAGGUGCCCGUCAACAUCGAUCUGGGCUCGGGGCCCCUGUGGGUUCCUACCACAUCUGCGACCUGUUGCUCGGUGCAGGGCGUUUGUGCCACUUGCCAGGCGAAAGGGAAGCCAGGCCACGAGUUCUCGGCCAAACCGUUGACAAAUUUCACUUCGACAUAUGGCGUCGGGAACGUCACGGGAGCCGCGUAUGUGGAAAAGGUCCAGGUCGGGGAUCUUCCAGGUUUCGAAAUCAUCAUGGGUGGUGCCGAUCUGCUGUACCAAUUCAGUGGCUUCUUCGGAAGCCCAAUGGAAGGACUCAUGGGCCUCGGGCUGGCGUACCUGAACGAAGGGAGGACCGAUCCGUCUGUGAAUAUCUGGGAGAUGUCAACCGUAAUCAUGAUGUGGAAACAGGAUGUUAUCGAUUCCCCGGUUUUCACGCUAUCUUUGCACGGAGGAGAUGACGAUGGCGAGCUGAUCCUCGGCAGAGUUGACUCUAGCCAGAUCGACGCGGAGUUCUUCUGGACGCCUGUCGUGAAGCCCAUCUCGCCAGAUGGGCACCAAACUACCCCUUCCAGAACGUGUUUGGAUUUUGGUCGUUCUCCGUCAAUUCUUUUGCCAUUGGGGACACCAGGCUCGACCGGACGGCGGUAG
Prorocentrum cordatum is the source of this 783-nucleotide messenger RNA. The record is from the annotation of a GenBank genome assembly. Lineage: Eukaryota; Dinophyceae; Prorocentrales; Prorocentraceae.